UCGGAAACAUACAAAAAUUCCACAGCUCAACGCGAUUCGAGGGAUUUCAUAUUCGGUCGCUGAAUUCCUUCGCACGCCAAAUAUGUCAAAGAUUCUCCAGAUCAAGAUUUCCUCCAAUCUCCCCAGAAAAAUGUGAUCUCCUCGUUAGAUUUCCAGAACAAGAAGACGUUAAUCAAAGGUCGCGCUAAUGGCGAAUCUCGCGGUGCAGCUGAAGCGCGGGAUUUCGAGGCAAUUCUCCACGGGGUCGCUGCGUCGGACUCUGAGCCGUCAGUUCACGCGCCAGACGUCGCACAACCCUCGCCGGAACAACAUGCGCUUCAGCUUCGGCCGACAGUCGUCCAUGGACCCGAUCCAACGGAGCCCCGGCGGCUCCGGUUCCGCGGCCCAGCAGCUCGCCGUUCCCGACAACCUCGACGCCACGAUGCAGCUACUCUUCAUGGCUUGCCGCGGCGACGUCGCCGGCGUCGAGGAUCUGCUCGACGAAGGGAUCGACGUCAACAGCAUCGAUCUCGACGGCCGUACAGCUCUCCACAUCGCCGCCUGCGAGGGCCACGUCGACGUUGCCAAGCUCCUCGUUAGCCGUAAGGCCAACAUCGAUGCCCGUGAUCGAUGGGGAAGCACGGCAGCUGUGGAUGCCAAGUACUAUGGUAACGUAGAAGUAUACAACAUCUUGAAGUCCCGUGGUGCGAAAGUUCCGAGAACCAGGAAGACACCAAUGGUUGUCUCAAAUUCCCGUGAUGUUCCUGAAUAUGAGCUAAAUCCACUAGAGCUUCAAGUUCGAAAGGCUGAUGGUAUCUCAAAGGGAACAUAUCAAGUGGCUAAGUGGAAUGGGACUAAGGUAUCUGUGAAGAUACUUGACAAAUUGUUCUACACAGAUCCUGACAGCAUAAACGCCUUCAAACACGAGCUUACUAUACUUGAGAAGGUCCGGCAUCCUAAUGUCGUCCAAUUUGUUGGAGCUGUUACUCAAAAUGUCCCCAUGAUGAUAGUGUCUGAGUACCAUCCUAAAGGUGACUUGGGGAGUUAUCUUCAGAAGAAAGGACGUCUCUCUCCAUCCAAAGUCCUAAGAUUUGCCCUUGACAUUGCCAGGGGAAUGAAUUAUCUUCACGAGUGUAAACCAGAUCCAAUAAUCCAUUGUGACCUGAAACCCAAAAAUAUUAUGCUCGAUAACGGAGGGCACUUGAAGGUAGCAGGAUUUGGGUUGACAAGGUUUGCGAAGUUAUCGUCUGCAGAGUCUCUAAGUUACUAUCUGGCACCUGAAGUUUACAAAGAUGAAGCCUUUGACAGAAGUGUUGAUUCAUACUCUUUCGGUGUUAUAUUAUACGAGAUGAUUGAAGGAGUACAACCUUUCCAUCCAAAUUCUCGAGAAGAGGCAGCGAAACUAAUGUGUUUGGAAGGAAAACGACCGUCUUUUAAGACCAAGUCGAAAAGCUGUCCCACAGAAUUGAGAGACUUGAUCGAGGAAUGUUGGGAUCUAGGAGCGGUUGUUAGGCCUACGUUUUCGGAGAUAAUUGUUCGUCUGGACAAGAUCUACGCCACUUGCUCGAAGCAGGGAUGGUGGAAAGACACUUUCAAGUUCCCCUGGAAGUAGAGGAGAUGGAUGCAGAUGUAGGUGUAUGUGAUUCCACAAAAAGUAAAAGAAAUGGUUAGGAAGUUGGACAACUCUGAAAGCUGUUUACACGGAAAGAAAAGAAACAAUUGAGUUGGUAAGCUCUUGUCUUUGUACAAUGUAAAUGUAAUACCACAAAAUACUGUAAACCUUUUGUACACUACAGUCUAUCUUAGAUUAUUUGUAUAUGAUUUUAUCAGUUUUAAUUUUAAAUAGAAACAACCUAAAUUUAAUUUUA
Messenger RNA from Tarenaya hassleriana, 1847 nucleotides. Its product is annotated as dual specificity protein kinase shkC-like. The coding region runs from base 188 to 1591 and encodes 467 amino acids. Gene Ontology annotation, molecular function: protein kinase activity; protein binding; ATP binding. Gene Ontology annotation, biological process: protein phosphorylation. The transcript has 12 exons. NCBI's taxonomy places the organism in Eukaryota, Viridiplantae, Streptophyta, Magnoliopsida, Brassicales, Cleomaceae. The record is from RefSeq and is a predicted model, not a curated record.